CUUCCAUUGGACUUGGUUGAAGCGGGAAAGUGUCAUUUGUUAAAAUUAUUUGGUAAAGUUUGUUAAAACUACUCAUACGGCUGUAAACCGCUUACUCGUGCCUAGGUUCUGGUUGUAAACAUGCAGGUUCGGCUCCUGGCUCGUUUAAUAGCAUCUGCGUUAGUUUACAGAAUAACGUAACAGAAGCAGAAGAGCUAACCGACACAACGUCAGUUAGUUUAUCGCACAACGAGACAGCAUUUCAAAGUUUAAAUAACAGGAGGAAAAAGCACUUCCGUCAGACGAGUUAUGUUUAAUAUUUUACAUUUAGUACGCAUGUAUUUGUAACAGUUUUCCACUUCUAAACAAGUCGCCUGGAAACAACUCCUCUUUGUUUACAUCCUAAGUUGUGUUGUCUGAAGGGCCAACUAUUGUCUCAAUGAAAGAGAAUAAAAUGAAGCCAAGACGCACACAAAGACAUAUCGAACCCAGCUGGAAAGGAAAUAUCACCAACACUGGUGAUAAAGCAACAGUGAGCCAGGCUAAACCAUCAUCAUGUGUGUCCUGUCCUGUUGAAGCUGCACCUUUUGCUGGGAAAGUGUUUUACCUGGACCUGCCGUCGAACAGAAUGGCACAGACCCUGGAGAGGGACAUACAGGAUUUGGGAGGGAUUGUUGAGAAGUUCUUCAGUAAAGAAAUUAAGUAUCUGGUCUCCAACAAAAUGGAAGCUAAAUAUGUACACCGCCUGAGGCAGGACUCACCUGUCCCAAGUCCAGAGUCUGGACCGAGUUCCCCUCAUCCUUACUCAAAUCCACACCAGCCUGCGAGCCAUGGGGAUGUCAAAAGCAGGUUUCAGGGCCAAACAGACUCUGUUCUUCCAUUUUCCACAAGCAGAGGAAAAUCUCUGGUGAAGAGAGUGGUUAAAGAACAGAAGAGGGUACACAUGGACAAGAUCCUUUCAAAUGCUCUGGACUGGGGUGUGAAAAUCCUCUAUGUGGAUGAUAUGAUAAGAAAUGUUCAGAAGAAAAAAAAACUCUGCAGCCAAUUUCCUGCUACGACUGUGGUCAAAACAGUAGUGAACGCUCAGUCAUCAGCAAAGCAUGGCUUUCAGAAGGUCAAAGGUGAACGCAUCAGUAAACCCUUUGUCAAGGUUGAGGAUUCUAGCAGACGCUAUCGCCCAGUCUACCUCAGUAUGUCCAGUAUGCCUGAGUUUAACCUGAAAACCAUUCCUCCCUGUACUCCCUUCUGUGUUGACCAAAAGGGUCCUCCUGGGAGCAAGCAGCAAGGAUGCAGAGGUGCCAGUGACAAGAGAGCAAAUGGCCAAAAGAAGAUCAGAGGCAAGAAUCGACAAGGAUUUUGCGAGUGCUGUGAGCUUACAUACGACAAUCUGACAACACAUCUACAGAGUGAACGUCACAAGGCUUUCUCCAAGAGUGAUGAGUACUUGGUGGUGGACAGACUAGUUUCAAACAUGCACUGCAACUUGAUCCACAUCAAAUCUAAAAUGAAAAGUAAACCAAAGUGCAGUGUAUCCUCUGUUGUCAUCAGUCCUGGACCAUGUGGGAAAACUAAGCCAAAGCACAAGGGAGAUGGUGACACCACAGAGACUAUUAAAGAGGAGCAGCUUAUCAACCACACCGAUGAGGGACAUGGGAAGUAUCAGAUAGCACAUGCUUUAAAAAUCACCUCUGAUUCUGGUCCUGCUCCUCUUCAUCACACAGAGGGCAACAGGAGGUACUGUCGCACUUACUCAAAUACGUCCAAGCACAGAUCCCUUGGACGAAAAAGACCAUGUGGACAGAACUGGACUUCAUGUUAUCAGGCUGAUCAAGACCGAACUCCUCAGUUCAAGGAGGAAACAGCUCCCUCUAGAGGUGAAUGUGUUGCCUCUAAUCAACCCUUUCCUCCUGGAGUUACUCCAGUUGAUCUAUGGGGACCAAUAUGUCAAACAGACAUUGACAGAUCAGCCACAAACACUCAUGAUAUGAACACACAGAAGGAAGCAUCCUCAAAAAGCUUGAAUGUUAUGACAAAACAGGAGUCUCCAAAGAGGCAGGACACUUCACUGUGUGACAUGAAGCGGAGUGGAAAUGUCAAAAUGACUGAGAACAGUCUCUCAGAAAAGGAGACUGGUCUUCAACCCCAAGACUUCUCACCAGUACGAAGAAUACAAAGAAGGGUCAGAGUUUACAAGCGUAAAAGACGUAAAGUCGAUGCACAGGUUUUCUGCCAAGAACAUGUGCAGUUAAAUGACAGCGCUGAUAACAGCUUACUGAGGCUGUGGGAGCUGUUUCAGUCUAGUGAUGACAUGGACGUGGAAUUUUUGGGGUUUGAGGACUAAUAAGGAACCGAAGGGAUUAAAAGGAUUAAAAAUGCCAAAUCUCCAAAAACAUUCUCUACCAUGGACUGAAUGCUGUGAUGAUUUUUAAAUUUUGCAUACUUUUCCUCAGUUUGAUUUCAGAUGAAAGGCAGCUGCUGAUGUGUAAUAUGUAGAAUAUAACAUGGUAAAGAUAUAAAAGAUGUACAAUAUAUUAAAAAUGAUAAUUACAUUUACAUUGGCCUUAAAAUGUGUACUUUUAACAUUACAUUAUGCACAUACUUUGUGUGACAGAAUUGAUUGAAAUUGAAUUUAUAUUUUGUUCAGAAAGGAUUUAAAAUUGAAUGUAUUUUGCACAAAAUGUCAGCUUUCACAAAACUGAUCUUUUUCGGUUUAUGAUGAAAAAUGUGUUUCUGACAUGAUAAUGUCCAUUCAGUAAAAUAUCCACCAUUUUUAUGUUUGCUACGUGUUGUCCAUGCUGCUUAAAUCACUGCUUGCAAUAUUCAUUGUUUCAUACAGAUAUUUUGUUCUUUUCACAACAGAAAACAAAAAGUUGACCUUACAGGGCAUCAGGUUUUUUUUUUUGUUUUUUUUAACAUAAUACUUUUACAAAAACACACAACCAACUGCAAUAAAAUGCCAGCCACAGACAAAGGAGAAAAAAGUCAAUUUGUUUUGUAAUAAUCAUUUGAUGGAGAGCACUUUGUUUGGCUCUGAAGCCAGAUGUAAACAAAGAUGAGUAUAGAAACAAAUGUAUAAAGUGUCACAAAAUUUAACAAAUUUUUUGCCUCUGCCAAAUAGUAUAUUUUACAGUUUUGGUAAAUAUA
Molecule: messenger RNA, 3123 nt
Organism: Sphaeramia orbicularis (orbiculate cardinalfish)
Lineage: Eukaryota; Metazoa; Chordata; Actinopteri; Kurtiformes; Apogonidae
Gene: dbf4
Product: DBF4-CDC7 kinase regulatory subunit
Exons: 12
Coding region: 419-2320 (633 amino acids)
Biological process (GO): regulation of cell cycle phase transition; positive regulation of nuclear cell cycle DNA replication
Cellular component (GO): Dbf4-dependent protein kinase complex
Molecular function (GO): nucleic acid binding; zinc ion binding; protein serine/threonine kinase activator activity
Source: RefSeq, a predicted model, not a curated record